Molecule: messenger RNA, 1933 nt
Organism: Ciona intestinalis (vase tunicate)
Lineage: Eukaryota; Metazoa; Chordata; Ascidiacea; Phlebobranchia; Cionidae
Product: GPI-anchor transamidase component PIGS-like
Biological process (GO): attachment of GPI anchor to protein
Cellular component (GO): GPI-anchor transamidase complex
Source: RefSeq, a predicted model, not a curated record
ACAUUUUUUACUUUUAGGUAACGCUAGUGAGUUUUAGAAUGUUUGGGAGUCGCAGUUCUUAUGAUUCGGAUGAUUUUAACAGCAAAAAAACGCAAAGUAUUGCAGCAGUUGCAACUGGAUUAAUUUUUGUCGUUCUUGGGGUUCCAAUAUGGUGGAACACGACCAAAGUUUACAGGGCAAAUCUGCCGUUCACUGAAAUAGCUGAAUUAAAUCAAGACGCUGGUUUAAAGGUCGGAAUUAAUGUUAAUGUUGUUGUGGCUGACAAUUGCGAUUUUGAAGCAGUUAAGUCAAAAUUGGAGGAUUAUUUUGGAAACUUUGGCGGAUCUGUUUCAGCUAAGCCGAUAUUUGUGAAGUAUAAUGUAACUUACUCGCCAAAAUCGGUGGAUUUGGGGUUGGAAGGGGAAGUGGCUGGUACUAUAAGAGUUGCAGUAAGUUGUGGCAAUUUUGACGAUUUUAAAAUAAAUGUUGAAACAAAUCGUGAAAUUUCGGCUCAAAUUGGAAGAAAGACUGAAAAUUUAGACGAAUUUGGAAAAAUUUUGGUUGAAGUUUUAAAACAGGGGGUCGUGGGUGAAGAAAUGUUGGAGGAAGUUGUCGCGAACAUCCGCAAAGAAGGAGGAAGUGGGAGGAAAGAUGAGGAGCUGAUGAAGAUGGUUCCUCCUAGCUCCGAGUUUGAAGUGAUCUUUACUCUUCUAUGUCCGGAUGCAGAAAAGAUGACUUGGGAUGUAGAAAGGGCAAUCUUGGAGCACAUAACUCCGAUCUUGGAGGAAUUGAAACCGAUCUUUCAUUUCCACAUCUCAUCCCAAGUCCUCUACUCAACUAAACUUCGUGUUCGACCCAAAAUAAUGAAAAACUCGACGACUAAUGAAGUGAAAUACCAUUACUUACAAGGCAAUCAGCUUUCUAACAUAAUAAACUCAAUAGAAAGUCGACUAGGUUCACAUUUAUCAACUUUUCCUACUCUCAACUUUGUCCUUUAUUUGACAGAUAUUUCAAACAACCCCUUAUAUAUACAGAAAGGUGACGGUUCGCCUUCGAAAAGUAACAACUUUCUUUUGCCCCGCUGGGGUGGCAUGACAAUAUACAAUCCUCAAGAAGGAGCCAGAGAGGUGGAUUUAGAUUCCGUAAUGCCAACUUUUCUCACCAAUCUACGAACACUUGUAGGAUUGCGUAAUAAUUACCCAAACAUUGACAAACAAGUGAUUUUCAAGCCGCCCACGUGGCCGGGGAUCACUGGGUGGGAAACGGAUUAUUUGCUGCGACUUCGGUCGGUUGAAAACGUCGCUACAUCUACGAAUACCCUUGGGUCUCUAGAAAAACUUCUACACCAAAUCGACAACAUCAUAAUUAACGACGAUGUCGCAGAUUCCGUUUUCCAAUCGGUCGCUGCGAUCGUUGAAGCGAAACAAGCGAUCUCGGUCGGAAAUUUAACAAGAGCGAUGUCAUCUUCACGUGACGCAUUUGUUUCAUCACAAUCAGCUUUCUUCCAUCCAUCGCUAUUAGAGUUAUUGUAUUUUCCUGAGGAUCAAAAGUUUGCGAUUUAUGUUCCGCUAUUUUUGCCAAUAAGUUUGCCUGUUCUUGUUUCUUUAGUAUUUGUUUAUAAACGAUAUAAAAACAAGGACAGUUGUGACAAAUCAAAAGUAGAAUAGUGACAUCAUUAAUAGCAGUUGUUGUCCUGUUGAUUUUGCUACCAGGCAAUAACAUAGUGUGAGAAAUUGCUCUUCUGGUAAAAAUGUUCGUAUUAUUUCACCAAUGAAAACUGACAGUUUCUUAAAGCUCUGACAUUUCCCAUAUACCAAUCUUUUGUUCAAAUUUUCUGUUGAUUGCAUGCCACAUUAAGAUGCAAGCACCACCAUGGCACCACUAGUGGGCACUAUAGAGCCAGAUUUCAUUGUUUUCUUCUCGUACUUUAUUAAUGAUGCAUUUUUUGCUACAG